UAAGGAAUUUGGAGUUUUCCAUGGCCUAAAGGGUUCUACUACCUAAAUGGUAAAAUAAUGUUCUGCAUUACAGACCACCACUUCUGAGGCUUUUCAAGGAUGGCUAUGCCUUAGAAAUACCCAGCUCUGGCGCUAACUCCUUAGUUUCAGGCCCCUCUCCCUGUGAAAGGUCAACUUUAAACGUUGGCAGGUGGCCUGCUCCCCAUUAACAGAGACCUUCAAGGGUCGGGACUGGAUCACCACAGCCUAGGGACACUGCCCUGAGGGCGCUUGCUCAGUCUCUGGUUGAAUUAAAUGAAUUAAAAGAUUCAAGGCAACCCCAACACAGGGGAAAGCAGCCCUGUUCUUUUAGACUAGAGGGACCCACAAGUGGAGUGAUCUGGUGCCAGGAAGCUCGAGGAAUCCCUGCUUCAGUCCCUUAGACUCCUUCGUCUCCCUACUUUUCCUUCCCUUUCCUUCCUCACCCACAACAGAGCCUUGUGUCUACUUGGCAUAUAAUCUGCACUUGUGCUGUUCCCCCAUUGAAAGUGAGCACCCUGAAGGCAGGGACUGCUUUGUGUUUGCAUCCCCAGUACACAGGAAAGGGCCUACAAUAUGGCAGCUGUCUAACAAAUGCUUGGUGACCAACCGACUGACUCAUGCCAGACCACUACAGCUCUGUCCCCCAGGCCCGGGGAUCUCUGAAGAGGGCUCCCUGCUCAACACAUCCCACAUUCCUCUCCCCUCUCCUCUCUUCUUGACCCCACCGCCCCUGCCAUGAGCAGCUGAGCUGGUGGCCUCAGGUACCCGACUCCCCUGGGCAGCUUCUCCUCAGCACCUCGCCCCCGGCAUCCACAGGGCUUCCCCUCGCUCCAGCUGCAAGAUCACAUCUGGCUUGGAAAUAGCCAGGCCUGCUCAGUCCAAACAGAAAAGAGCUGGGCUUAGAGAGCCAGCUCAGAACCCAGCAGUGAUCCUGGGAGGAAGCCCCCCAGGGCAAUGCAAAGACCACAGAAGAGCAUUCUUUCUGGAUUGUUUUCCUAUGAAAUAAGUGGGGGAUGGAUCACAGGGGAGAUCUGGGAUCAGAAGGUGAGCCUGUCCAACUGACCCUCUCCCCGCUCAGACGAGGGAGACAUUUGAUGCCUAAGCGGGGACCCAGAACCUCAGGUACAGUACAAUCCAGCAACCUGUCUUGGGCUACACAAGGCAAGGACUGUUUGCCUGACAGCAGGGAGCAAAGGGCCCCGUCUCUGGGUCCCAGAAGGACUCGGGAUCUCUGUUCUGUGCCGCUCAAAUAGCAACUGCUAACUUAGAGCAGAGCCAACUGCACUUCCUCAGGGAGGGGGAAAGACCCUUCAUGGAGCCAGUGCUUACCCACAGGAGAGGCCGUCCCUACCCAGAAAUUCCAGGUGCCUGCAGAUCUCCAGCAUCACCUCCCAGUACAGCUCCUUCUGGGCAGGGCCCAGCUGCCCCACCUCCUCCCAGGACAAGUCCACAGCCACAUCCUUGAAUGUCACUGACCCCUGAAACACUGAGUAUAUUUGUGCUUGCCCAAGAGUCAUCCUUCACACUGGCAUGGCAAGAGCAGCAAGGCUCCAAAAAGUACCAAGCAUUAAUAGCCCUCAGGGGCCAGACUUCCGAGUUUUCAUCAGAUUCUGAAUCAUGAAAUAAAAUAAAUACAAUAUCUCAUCUGUGACAGCUAUUGGAGUUUACAAACCACUUGGUAGCAUCACUCCAGUCUAACAACACAAGUGUAGAAUACCCCCAUUUUGCAGAUCAGAAAACUGAGGCUAGGAAAAGCUAAGUCACUUGUUCAGGCACAUUGCUAGUAUGCAACACAGGUCUACACCAAACUCAGGUCUUUUAGCUCCCAAUCCUGUGCUUUUCCCACUAUCCUCUGCUUCCUCUUAUAAGUCAUAACCCCAGUGCAUCACAUUUACCAUAAAACCCCUCUAAUCGUACAUCUGAUAAGAUCCACAUAGAACUUAAAAGUAGAAGAGAACAACAGACAUCAACUAUCACACUCUGAAUGAUUCCAAUGACAGGAAAUACAGGCACGCCUUGGAGAUAUUGUGGGUUUGGGUCCAGACCACCGCAAUAAAGUAAAUAUUGCAAUAAAGUGAGUCACACAGUGCAUAUAAAAGUUAUGUCUACAGCAUACUAUAGUCAGUUAAACCAAUGUACAUCCCUUAAUUUAAAAUUCUUUCCACCUUGCUCAGUUUGACUGGGAGUCAAUAAAUGCAAAAUUAGCAUCGGCAGAUGGGUAUGUGGCAGGUGGCAGGUGGCAGGUGGCUAGCAACUCCAAGGAACCGAGGGGGACACACCCACCUAUGGCGUUUCCCACAACUCUGGAGCAACGAUAACAUUUACUAGCAAAGGAGGCUGUGCGGUGAAGCUGCUCGGUCAUCAGGAAGCAUUUAUCAAGCAGUCAAGAAGAGGCUAGAGACACUCCCUGUUUUCUGGAGCUCACGACAAACAAAUAGGAAAUAAGGAACAGAGGGAGGUGAAGUCUGAAAGACAGGCCACCAGGAGGUUUUGAGGAGAACGUCUUGGCCUUGGGGGUCUCGGGAGUUGCAAAGACCAGGUUUGUUGCAGGGAGGACGUCUUCUGCGCAGUUAACUCCCGGAAUAUCUCGGUGGGGCAGCAGCUCCCUAAAAGAGUGGGGGUCUCCAAGGUAGACUCCGUUGCUUGAAAUACAGGCUGAGUCUGUCUGCACUGCCCCGGUUACUUUUCCUGGGGAGACAUCUUCCAGCUCUCAGUUGGCUUCCUCCACACUACAAUACCUGCCUCCAAACGGCGCUUAAUAAAUGCUAGUUAGCUGAGGACUGGGGAGGGGUGUCACAGGGCCCAAGAGGGGAGGGCCGGUCAGCUCCCACUGCACAGUCAAGCUUUACUGAUACGUCCAGAACAAGGCUGGGGGGACAGGUGCUGUAAUUACACAGACCCCAUGUGACAGAUGAGGAAACUGAGGCAAGCACCAGGCUAAGGAAGCGCUGCAUUCGAACUCAUGACCUGCUGCCUCUAAACCCAGACUUCGAGCAAGUGGGCCCGCUGGCUGCCAGGAGUAAGGUCAGUAAGGCGGAAAAGGCUCGGGCCAUGCAUGGAGGGAGAAGAAACAGACAUGCAGGAGGCUCGGGAGCUGCACGAUUCAGCUUUCCUUCAGUCUGGGGGCAGCGAGGAUAUGGGUACGUGAACGACCUUUAGUGACCCCUCAAUAUGCUGAUAAGCCCGGACUCAGUACGCAUGCGCAUCAACUUCUCCCGCCCUCCGAACUACGUUUCCCAGAAGGCGCGACGGGGAAGGCGCAGCCUUCGCAUGACGUAACUUCCGCUUUCCAGCCGCUUUCAGUCCCGACAGUCACUUCAGUCCAGCAGGGGGUCCCUGAGCGGGAUCUGCGCGCUGGAGGAGAGGACCCUGCCUGGCCCUAGGGGCAGAAGAGCAGAGAGGAAGCCAUGGCCCCCCAGGAAUCAGUGACAUUCAAGGAUGUGGCUGUGGACUUCACCUGGGAGGAGUGGGGCUACCUGGACACCUCCCAGAAGGAGCUGUACCAGGAGGUGAUGCUGGAGAACUACAGGAACCUGGUCAGCCUGGGCUUUGUGGUUGCCAAGCCAGAUGUGAUCUCUCAGUUGGAGCAAGGGGAGGCACCUUGGAGACCUGAAGGUCGAUUUCCAAGAAGCAGGCAUCCAGAUUCAGACACUAGACCUCAAGUCCAAGAGUCACCUCUAGAGUCUGGCCUUGCUGUGGAAGAAUCAUCCAGAAAAAGACUCUUGAGGGAUGCUCCUUGGGUCGUGAUGUUGGGGGGAGGCUGGGAUUGUUAUCCAAGGUUAAAGGAGGAGGAGAGCAAGGAGGAUCAACAUUUAAGACGAAUAAAAAUCACUAAAAGGAAGUCCCGCAGUGAAGUGAGUGUCCAUGAAUAUAAAAAUGACAAAAGUUCUAUUCUACAGCCACAGAAGCGAUUUUUUGUAGGAAAGAAUCUUCUUCAUAAAUAUAAUAGACAAAGAAAGAGCUUCAAAAAAUAUUCAAAUGUAAAACAAUAUAGAAGUUGUUUAAAGAAAAUAUUUUCUAAUGACGAUAAAUGUCAGAAAUCCUUUAGCUAUAAUCUUGACUGUACUGAAAAACAUAAAGUACAUACUGGAGAGAAAUUUUCCAAUUGUAAUGAAUUUGGGAAGACUUUCCUCCAGGACACUGAACUUACUCCGCACCAGAGAAUUCACAGAGGAGAAAAGAUUUAUGAAUGCACUGAAUGCAGAAAGGCCUUCCAGAAGAAUUCAUAUCUUAGGAAACAUCAGAAAAUUCAUAGUGGAGAGAAACCUUAUAAAUGCAAUGAAUGUGGGAGGGCCUUUCACUGGAGGUCACAGCUUACUGAACAUCAAAGAAUUCAUACUGGUGAGAAACCUUUUGUAUGUAAUGAAUGUGGGAAGGCCUUCCUAAGGGGCUAUGAAAUUAUUCGACACCAGAGAAUACAUAUUGGAGAAAAAUCUCAUGAAUGCAAUGAAUGUGGGAAGGUCUUUCGCCGGACUUCAUGUUUUCAAAAACAUCAGAGACUUCAUACUGGAGAGAAAAUAUAUAAAUGCAAUGAAUGUGGGAAGGCCUUCCACUGUAAUUCACACCUUACUGAGCAUCAAAGAACUCAUUCUAGAGAGAAACCUCAUAUAUGCAGUGAAUGUGGGAAGGCUUUCCUCCGGGCCACCGAACUUACGCAGCACCAGAGAAAACAUGCUGGAAGAAAAUCUUACGAAUGCAGUGAUUGUGGAAAGGCUUUCCAGCAGAAUUCAUACCUUCGAAGACAUCAGAGAAUUCAUACAGGUGAGAAACCUUAUGAAUGUAGUGAAUGUGGAAAGGCCUUUCUCCGGUCCACAGGACUUACUCGACACCAGAGAACACAUACUGGAGGAAAACCUUAUGAAUGCACUGAAUGUGGGAAAGCCUUUCGCCAAAAUUCAUACCUUAUAGUUCAUCAAAGAAUUCACACUGGAGAGAAACCUUAUGAAUGUACUGAAUGUGGGAAGGCCUUUGUCCGAAGCACUAAUCUUAGUCAGCACCAAAGAACACAUACUGGAGAAAAACCUUAUAAGUGCAAUGAAUGUGGUAAGGCCUUCCGCUGUAAAUCACACCUUAUUGACCAUCAGAGAAUCCAUACUAGAGAGAAACCUUAUGUGUGCAAUGAAUGUGGCAGGGCCUUUGUCUGCAGUUCUAAUCUUAGUCAUCACCAGAGAAUUCAUACUGGAGAGAAACCAUAUGAAUGUAAUGAAUGUGGGAAGGCCUUCUGUAAGAGAGCAGAUCUUACUCAGCACCAGAGAACACACACUGGAGAGAAACCUUAUGAGUGCAAUGAAUGUGGAAAGACCUUCAGCCAGAAUUCAUACCUUAGAAGACAUCAGAGAAUUCAUACUGGAGAGAAACUUUCUGAAUAUAAUGAAUGUGGAAAGACUUUUCUCUGGUCUCCUGAACUUAUUCAACACCAGAGAAUACAUGCUGGAGAGAAACUUUAUGAAUACAGUUAAGAUAGGAAGACCUUCAUUUAAAAGACAAUGCUUAUUACAUAUCAUAGAAUUCAUACUUGAUAGAAACUUUAUGUAUGUAAUGAAUAUGGGAAGAUCUUUGUCCAGAGCAUUAAUCUUAGCACCAGAGAAUUCAUACUUGAGGAAAACAUAUGUUGAAAGCUGUCUGUCAGAGGACAGCUUUUAUGCAUUAGUAUGGAAUUCAUGCAAGAGAGACCUUGUGAGUGCUGUUAAUGUGGGAAUGCCUUUGGUCAGAAAACAGAUCCAACUAUAUAGAUCGUAGGGUUCAUACCACAGAAAAAACUUAUAAAAGCAAUGAAUGUGGGAAGGCCUUUUGCUAUAACUCAUCUUAUUCAACAUCAAAAUAUUCAUACAGGACAGAAAACUGCAUAAAUGCAAUGAAUGUGGAAAGAUUGUUUUCUUCAGAAAACCUGUUAAUUGGCACCAGUAAAUUCAUGCAAGGGAGAAAAGUGGUUAAUGAAUGGAUGUUAAAAGGUAUUUUCCAGGAAGACAGAACUUUUUCAACAUUAGAAGAUUCAGGGGGUGGAGCCAAGUGUUUGGAGUAACAGGAAGAAGUACAGAUUAGUGCACCCACUCAGCCUCCACAAUGAUCUAAAAAAUGCACUGGACUAAAUUCUCAUUUUAUAAAAAUGCAAGAAACAGUUAAUUAAUGAGUCAUUUUUUUCCAGUUCAGGGAGGCUUAGGGAAACCGUAUUGGCCAAAUUAAAGCUAAUGUCUCUGUGAAACAUCAGGAAAUAGUAAACUAUGAAAAGACUGAAAAAAUAGGGAAAAAAAUAUGAGGUAUCUUAUAGCAAAAAUAAAUGGCCUGGAAGUCACCUACAAUUAUUGGACUACCUACACACAAUGACUAAAAAACCCUUGAUACCAUGUUUCAGGAAAUCUUAAAACUACCCAGAGCUCUUAGAAUCAGAGGGUAAAAUGGAAAUAGAAUCCACUGGUCCCCUACUAAAAGAAGACCCAAAAUGAAAACUCCUAGGAAUAUUGUAGCUAAAAUCCAGAGCUCCCAGGUUAAAAAAAAAAUGCAAGC
This is a messenger RNA of Phascolarctos cinereus (koala), 6525 nucleotides long. RefSeq lists its product as uncharacterized. Gene Ontology annotation, cellular component: nucleus. Gene Ontology annotation, biological process: regulation of transcription by RNA polymerase II. NCBI's taxonomy places the organism in Eukaryota, Metazoa, Chordata, Mammalia, Diprotodontia, Phascolarctidae. Gene Ontology annotation, molecular function: DNA-binding transcription activator activity, RNA polymerase II-specific; RNA polymerase II cis-regulatory region sequence-specific DNA binding. The record is from RefSeq and is a predicted model, not a curated record.